GUCGCCGUCUUAUGCCGAUCUCCAUCAAGAAACCACGCCUAUCUGGGCAAAAUAAAUACCAAAAAUACAUCUGGGUCCAGAGAAAUGAGAGAGAAUGUCCCGUUACGUUUAUCUAGGACUUAACUUUUCUACACGAAUCCUUUCUUUUAAUCAGGGUCUAUCGUUCUGAAUGAAUUGUAGUUUUUGGAUCUUGUAUAAAGUUUUGAACUUCUACUUCUGCCUUCUGCAGUCAAGAAAUGCCCAGCCAAACUGCAGCAUGUGCACUCUGUCCUAAAUAACAUCACAUCGCACCUAUCUAAAAAUAUGGACGUCGGAGUGAUAAAAAUCGCCGAGGACAGCGACUUCCAGUUCUUCAGGCGAAUGAUUGACAACCACGAUGAGUGGGAUCUCAACUACUCCCGUGAUGACACAAAAGUUUGGACCAAAUCUGUGCCUGGAAUUGAGUUCAAAAUGGUUAAGUUAGUUACGGUCUUUCAAGACGUCUCUCCCAGCGUGAUGUACGACGUCCUUCACGACCCUGAGUACCGAAGAGUUUGGGACACGCAUAUGAUCGAAGCGCACGACAUUGGUUACUUAAAUCCCAAUAACGACAUUGGAUAUUACGCUAUGUCUUGCCCAGUCCCUCUGAAAAACCGGGACUUUGUACUUCAGAGGUCAUGGCUGGACAUGGGAUCCGAGCAGAUAAUCAUGAACCAUUCUGUCAAUCACAAGGACUAUAAAGAGAAGCCCAACUAUGUUCGUGGCAUAUCAUACAUUACGGGGUACAUAGUGCGGCCAGCUGGAGACUCAGGCUGCUUUGUAGGUUACGCAUCUCAGACCGAUCCGAAAGGAACUCUUCCCUCGUGGAUGGUGAACAAAGUGACCACCAUCUUUGCACCCAAAGUACUCAAAGUGCUGCAGAAAGCGUCACAAGGCUACCCUGUCUGGAAGGCAAACAACAACCCUUCUUUCAAACCAUGGUUCUUCCCCGAACAAAUCGCUGCCCCUCGAAUCACCGCAGAGGACUGUGGUGCCGUCGUUGCGGUAAGAAAAACAGCGCCCGAACUGGUGCCUAAAUCAAAAAGCGAUCAGCAACAAAGUCUUUCAAACCCCAAUAACUCCAAAGAUGCCGAGUCUUGCAGCUCAGAUGACCCGACGCCCUUUUCGUGUGUGCCUGGAAUUAGAUUUAGCUUAAAAUUUUUCUCCAAGAGUCGCAAGAAGUCAAAAAAGCAGGACGAUAGUAUUGCGGACGACUCUUGCAAACAGGCUAGUGAGUCGAAAGGCAAGCAUCAAAAGGGAAAGGGCUAAUGGCUGCUUUUUUACCUCAAAAUGAACAACGACAAAGGUUUACGAUUUUGACUAAAUUUGUAAAUAUAUGAUAUUUACAGAGGCUUCAAAAUAAUUAUAUGCCAUAGUUAUACACUAAAUAUUUAUCAAAAACCGGUAUAAUAAUCUAGCUUGUAAUAUUUAUGAGCUACACCACUUUAAUAUAAUCAAUAUUACAGAAUUCACAUCAAUUUUGACUUCCAGCACAAUACUGUAUUAUAUCUAGUCGGAGAAAGACACAAUUGCAUUUUAACCCUAUUUUAAGAUUUUGCUACGCGCACCUCCAUUUUGCUGCUAAUUUGAUCCAUUUUUACAAAUCAAAUGAAAAGCUCAAGGAUUUAUGUAUCACAAAUUGACUGCUGAUAUGUUUUGAACGA
Messenger RNA from Neocloeon triangulifer, 1682 nucleotides. Its product is annotated as START domain-containing protein 10-like. Bases 304 to 1287 code for a protein of 327 amino acids. NCBI's taxonomy places the organism in Eukaryota, Metazoa, Arthropoda, Insecta, Ephemeroptera, Baetidae. Gene Ontology annotation, molecular function: lipid binding. The record is from RefSeq and is a predicted model, not a curated record. The transcript has 5 exons.